UUCUACUCAGCAAAAUUAACAGGCUCUGUGAAGAGCAAUCAUAACAAAAAUUCCACACACGAAACCCUAGUUCGUAAACAUUUAACAUCACAAUGUCUGGUGUGUGGGUGUUCAACAAGAAUGGAGUGAUGAGGCUGGAUGAGAAUCCUUACAACCAAUCCGGAGGAGAUUGGUCAGAAUCUUCCUCCUCCGGUAGGAGCCAGCAGCAGAGGAUGAGGAGGAAGAUUCUUGUCCAUCUUCCGACCAGCGAGGUUGUCUCUUCGUACAAAUCACUUGAGAGGAUCUUGAAGGGUCUUGGAUGGGAGAGGUACUACAAUGGAGACAACGCCGACCAUCUCCUCCAGUUCCACAAGAGAACAUCGAUUGAUCUCAUCUCUCUCCCUCGGGACUUCUCGAAGUUCAAUUCCAUUCAUAUGUAUGAUAUCGUCGUCAAGAACCCUAACGUCUUCCAUGUCCGAGACAUGUAGUAGCCAAAAUGAAAAUUAAAACUGGGUCAAUUUGAUUCUCCAGAUAUACUUGCAGGCGUUUGCUUUGCUUUAUCUACUGUUGUGGGUUUGUUCUUGGUUUGUGUUGUUCUGUGCUGGUCGAUGUAUGGUGGUCUCAAGCUAGAGCCAUUUUAAUAAAUUGUA
Messenger RNA from Brassica oleracea var. oleracea, 629 nucleotides. RefSeq names its product flowering-promoting factor 1-like protein 1. The record is from RefSeq and is a predicted model, not a curated record. Gene Ontology annotation, biological process: vegetative to reproductive phase transition of meristem; regulation of flower development. NCBI's taxonomy places the organism in Eukaryota, Viridiplantae, Streptophyta, Magnoliopsida, Brassicales, Brassicaceae. The coding region runs from base 93 to 467 and encodes 124 amino acids. The transcript has a single exon.